Molecule: messenger RNA, 1022 nt
Organism: Rotaria sp. Silwood1
Lineage: Eukaryota; Metazoa; Rotifera; Eurotatoria; Philodinida; Philodinidae
Source: the annotation of a GenBank genome assembly
UGAUCAACAAAACUAAUAUUUAACAAUUAAACAACGAAAUAAUAAUGAUAAUAUUCAUAAAAUUAUUAGUGAAAAUGUUUGUAAACUUGGUUGUUAUUUAACUUAUAAAAAAGCUUCUAUUCUUGUUGAUUAUGCUGAUCCAGAAUAUGAACAUGAACUUUCAUCUUUAAUUACAAUACAUGAUAUUAUUUCACAAGAACGUUUUAAAACUUUAUUAAAAUUAACGAAUAAUAAAAUUAAUUCUGAAGAACUUUCUACAAUUAUUCUUCCAAAACAACAAGUGUAAAUCACUAUAGAUUUAAAAAGUUUUUUUUUCCCUUAAUUAGAAAAUCAAAUUUUUUUUUUGUGGAAUUGAAUGUAAAACUUUGCUUGAUUCAUUUCAUCAACGUAUUAAUUAUCGACAGAAACGUUUUAAACGCAUUGAAAAUUUACAAAAACUUCUUCUUUCAUCCAUAUUAACUGAAAAAUUUCUAGAAAUGAUUUCAGACUUAGGUAUAGAAUAUUUUACUCAUAUUAUUUCUAACAGUUAGUUAUGAUAUAUAUUACAAAGUAUUUUAAGGAGAGAGAUAUUUUUCCAUCCUCUACAACAUGCUUCCGAAAUCGGCCACUUUGUAUAGUACCUUCAAGUAUCUGAAUUUGACAAUAUCUUCCAGGUUGACUCACAUAUAACAGAAGUCAUGAGGUUUGCAAAAAUAGAUUUUUUCUUCUUAAAAAAUCAUUCACUAAGGUUGCCUUUAUGAGGUAACAUAUUGUUCUUUUAGAAGAAAUGACGUUUUCUUGAAGUCAGAGGUAAGAAAAAACAAAUUUUAAUUCUAAAAUUUAGACAUACUGAUUAAUCUUGUUUUUAUAAUUCUUCAAUACAACGUCCCACUAUCCUGUAAUGUAGAGACUAAAUACUUGGAGAGUAGGCACUUGUACAUAGAAAAUUUCAUUGGAAACUAAUGAUGUUAUAGCGGAUAAUUUAACGUUUUAUGAAGUCUGCAUUUUUCAUACUAUACUACAUUCAACUGUCAAACCGCUGG